GCGCGGUGUUUCUCACCCGGAACUAUUUCUCAGACGGACCGACCGGAAGCAGCAGACGGACAAACACAACCAGAAACAGAUAUGAGAAAACAACAAACGAACUAAUCAACGAAGAGCUUGGUAUCGCUUAUCCCAUACUAGACGGCAUCCCGAAUAUGAUUCCUCAGGAUGCUCGUCUGAUCAAGAAAACCGAAGAAACUGAAAAACCGCCCGAGUCUUAGAGCGUUUUCCCCCUACAUUCGAGAUUACCCACAAUGCCGUUUCCUCUGUCUACAGUCACUGUCCUAAUCCCGGUGCUGUCCUUAUGCGGCCUCCUGUACUCCUCGGCUGUGGAUAAGAACUUCCCGCAGGGAUGCACCGACACCACCAGCGUGUGCUUUUACAGCCUGUUGCUGCCCGUCACUAUUCCUGUGUACGUCUUUUUCCAUCUGUGGAAGUGGAUGGGACUCAAGCUGUUCCGGCACAACUAGAGAUAUGUGAAUAAAGUCUGACAUGAAAGACAUUUAAACAUGCAUUCUUGCUCACAUCCUGAUGUGUUUAAAACCUAAUAAUUAAAAUAUUUUUAGCUGGUUUGUAGUGAUUAUGCUUUAAUCUGGUCUAACACAGGCUUUUACAGUAGUGUGUGUUUGAGGGUGACAUUAGACUUUUCCUUACAUUUUGUACUGAGAAAAUAACUGAAUAAAAUGAAGAUCCACCAAUAAUCUUUCUGUAUGUCAUAAAUUUCAAACUGGUGUCACGAUGAGACAAAUGUGAGAGGAAGUCCUAACACUGGUGCAGUCUGUAUGGAAUGUUUCAGAGUACAUACAUAUUAAAGACAGGGGGUAAUCAAUUUAGUAAAGUAUC
Molecule: messenger RNA, 843 nt
Organism: Clarias gariepinus (North African catfish)
Lineage: Eukaryota; Metazoa; Chordata; Actinopteri; Siluriformes; Clariidae
Gene: pyurf
Exons: 2
Coding region: 255-470 (71 amino acids)
Source: RefSeq, a predicted model, not a curated record